Messenger RNA from Trichechus manatus latirostris (Florida manatee), 1518 nucleotides. It is a transcript of the gene ULK3, whose product is annotated as unc-51 like kinase 3. Gene Ontology annotation, biological process: protein autophosphorylation; peptidyl-serine phosphorylation; autophagosome assembly. The record is from RefSeq and is a predicted model, not a curated record. Gene Ontology annotation, molecular function: protein serine/threonine kinase activity; ATP binding. Gene Ontology annotation, cellular component: cytosol; autophagosome; cytoplasm. The transcript is spliced from 16 exons. Bases 1 to 1419 code for a protein of 472 amino acids. Lineage: Eukaryota; Metazoa; Chordata; Mammalia; Sirenia; Trichechidae.
AUGGCGGGGUCUGGGUGGUGCGCCCCAAGGCUGGACGGUUUCGUUCUCACCGAGCGGCUGGGCAGUGGCACGUACGCCACGGUGUACAAGGCCUACGCCAAGAGGGACACCCGUGAGGUCGUAGCCAUAAAGUGUGUGGCCAAGAAAAGUCUGAACAAGGCAUCCGUGGAAAACCUCCUGACAGAGAUUGAGAUCCUCAAGGGCAUUCAACACCCCCACAUUGUACAACUAAAAGACUUCCAGUGGGACAGUGAGAACAUCUACCUCAUCAUGGAGUUCUGCGCAGGUGGCGACCUGUCUCGCUUCAUCCAUACCCGCAGGAUUCUGCCUGAGAAGGUGGCUCGUGUCUUCAUGCAGCAGUUAGCUAGUGCCCUGCAGUUCCUGCAUGAACGGAACAUCUCUCAUCUGGAUCUGAAGCCACAGAACAUUCUGCUGAGCUCCUUGGAGAAGCCGCACCUCAAAUUGGCAGACUUUGGCUUUGCACAGCACAUGUCCCCAUGGGACGAGAAACAUGUGCUCCGAGGCUCCCCCCUUUACAUGGCCCCAGAGAUGGUGUGUCAGCGGCAGUAUGAUGCCCGUGUGGACCUCUGGUCUGUGGGGGUCAUUCUGUAUGAAGCCCUCUUCGGGCAGCCCCCCUUUGCCUCCAGGUCAUUCUCAGAGCUGGAAGAGAAGAUCCGUAGCAACCGGGUUAUCGAGCUCCCCCUGCGGCCCCCACUCUCCCGUGACUGCCGGGACCUGCUGCAGCGCCUCCUGGAGCGGGACCCCAGCCGCCGCAUCUCCUUCCAGGACUUCUUCGCUCAUCCUUGGGUGGACCUGGAGCACAUGCCCAGUGGGGGGAGCCUGACACAAGCGACUGCCCUGGUGGUGCAGGCCGUGAAGAAGGACCAGGAGGGGGACGCGGCGGCUGCCUUAUCUCUCUACUGCAAGGCUCUGGACUUCUUCGUGCCUGCCCUGCACUAUGAAGUGGAUGCCCAGCGGAAGGAGGCAAUUAAGGCAAAGGUGGGGCAGUACGUGUCCCGGGCUGAGGAGCUCAAAGCCAUCGUCUCCUCCUCCAAUCAGGCCCUGCUGAGGCAGGGAACCUCCACCCGAGACCUGCUCAGAGAGAUGGCCCGGGACAAGCCGCGCCUCCUAGCUGCCCUGGAGAUGGCUUCAGCUGCCCUGGCCAAGGAGGAGGAAGCUGGCAGGGAGCAGGAUGCCUUGGACCUGUACCAGCACAGCCUGGGGGAGCUGCUGCUGCUGCUGGCAGCGGAGCCCCCUGGCCGGAGGCGGGAGCUGCUUCAUGCUGAGGUUCAGAAUCUCAUGGCUCGAGCUGAAUACCUGAAGGAGCAGGUCAAGAUGAGGGAGUCUCGCUGGGAAGCAGAGACCCUGGACAAAGAGGGGCUGUUGGAGUCGGUUCGUAGCUCAUGCACCCUGCAGUGACGCCAGAAGAAUGACUGGACAGACUGUGGGCUACCUGGAAUUGAGGGGUACACCACCCCUGGCUGGGACCUGUGGAUCAAUGCCCUGAAUUCCGUGGCC